UACGUACAAUCCGGAAGCCUGCCUUGUUGUGAAAUUUGAGGAAAUCAAUUCUGGGCGAAGUUCACUUGCAAAAGUGGGAUAAAAACAAAACAUUAAUAAUCAGAUUUCGGGGGUGAGCAUGGAGGUAAGAGUAGCUGGUAUUAGAAACUUUUAAGCAUAAUAAAGAAGACUCGCCUUUGUCUUCAAAGGUGAUGGUCUUUGGCUGUCACAAACACAACUGUGGUGGCCUUGUUACGAAGCAGAGCACCCGGUCGGCCUGAUUGGUUAUCCCUUUUUAUUAAUCAAAUCGGUUAAUUUAACUUCUCCCUAAUCUCUUUCAAACUUUAGAGACGGUUAAUCCUACACACCUGGGUGUUUGAGUCAAAUAUACUGCUCCUGGUGUAAAUUAAGUGUUUAAAGAGACCAACCCAGCCCUGAAACAGCUUAUUUAGACGUUAAACAUCUACAUUUAAGUUGUAAAAUUAAUCUUUUUGUCGGUAAAUAUGUUCUUUAAACAUGUAACAUUAAUACUUAAUUAGAGGAUUUCAUCGGACCAAACCACUGGAAGGGAUCGGAGUUAAGAAAUGCCGCCAGGCGGCCGUGAAACGCUAAAAUAUCUGAGAUUUUAGUCUUUAAAACAUUUUAAAUAGUCUUUUCGACGACAUAAUGUUGGGUUUUUAGCUGCUACACUCCAUGUCAGACGCGAACAUGUAUUUUUAAAGCCACUGCACAAGAGUUUAAAGUAAUUUUUGGUUGAUUAAUGUCGAGAGGAAUAUAAUGACAUGUGACUUCCUGUCACAGCUUUCAAAAUAAAAUCAGGAAACAUCUUUAUAACUAUGAAACAUACAAUCUUUUGAGUUUUAAGCAAUAUGUUGCCUACUGUUCAGUUCGUCAACAUAAAUCCAUAAUCAAACUUUUUUUUAAAUAGGUCACUUAAAUUUAGGUAUCAAAACAGUUGUGACAAAAUUGUUUGACAUUUUACAACAGAAAAAUAAACGGGAAAACAACACUGAAAGCAAAACCCGUGGAUUUUAUACAGUACACACAGAAAUUGAAUCAGUAAUAGCUGUUAACAACAACACAACUACAACUAAAUUAUAUUAAUGUGAUAACAAAAAUAAGGUAAAUAUUUACUAUUAAUCAACAAAUAAACAAACAAAUGAGUACUAUAAUAAUUAAUACUAAACUAUAAUAAGCAUUAAACGAAAUAGUGUGGUAUGUGCAAGCCUGUAUGAUUAAAGUUAAAUUUUUUUUUGGUCUGUAAUGGUGGGCUAACAUUAAUGAUACCAUGUCUAUGUGACCUCAAACAUAUUGACAUUUCUAUAGCGUAUUGUAACUUCUUGUUACUUAUCGGGUCAACGUUUGUACCAAUAUUUGAGAUAAGGUAAAAUAGUCCAAUAAAGUCGACCGUACUGACCUCAGGCUGCGUGUCACUUGUAGUUCUGUAAUUUGAUUGCAUAUUUUUAGCUAAUUUGCACUGCUAAAGUAACAUAGUCCUAAAUUUCUUUUUUAAUCAAAUUAACUGACACACAGAAAACAUGCCGUCAUUUAGUGUUAUUCCAGUAAAGAUAUUCCUGGUCUCUGGGCAAAUAUGAUUAUUUCCAGGGUGGAGAAGGGAAAAAAUAAGCGAGGCAAAACUCCAACACUUUGUAUAAAGACCAGCUUAAUUGUGACACCAACCUCUGUCGACAUCUUAAAACACAUUUAGCUCUCCCUACAUGACAGAAAAUUUGCUGUUUAGCGUAAUAAAAUAUAUUGGUAUUGUUAAAGGUGAUAGCUAGUGUUACUUAGAUUACAUCAAAACAUUUUUGGUAUCGCCCACUCCCAUUAGGAGGUGUGUAUGUGUGUCACAGGUUUAUCCAGGCAUGGUUGUGACACCUGUUUUGUCAACGUAAUAAUAUAAUAUAAUAGUCUUUACAAGAAUCAAUAAUACAAGUUAUAAAAUAGUUAAAACAUAAAGGCAGGUAAAACAAAAACAAAACAUGAAAUAAAAGUAAUUUCCAAAUUGUACUUUUAUUACAUGUAAAAUCAUGGAAGGCUCUUUGAUAGAAAUAUGUUUUUACAAGGGAUUUAAAAGACCGGACCUGAUUUCCUCGCGUAGAUUUUUCCAGAGCCUCUGUGUCCUGGCUGGAAACGUUCUGACCCCUCUCAAUUUCAGCUGUAAAAUUCCAUACAUUUUGCGAGACACUACAGGUGAAUAGGGUAAAAUAAUGUACCUAACAGAUAUCAACAUCAAACAUCCCCGUGUUAAUAUCUUACAUUAAGACAAUUACUUUUUUAGUAUUGCAGGUUUUCGGAAAUUCUAUGUUUAAAUAUGCAAAUGAGGUCAUAUCUAAUGAGAUGUGCUAAUUUGUAUCUAUUUCAAGGACUGAAAUUUGAACACUGGAUUAUGUCAGAAUCAAAAUUAUUGUUUUAUUUUGUUGAUAGAAUGUUUUUACUGAGUGAAUUUGGGAUUUCUCUUUUUAUUACUCCAUAAAUCAGAAAAUACUGUUGAUAUCUUACAAUACAUUUUUUUUUUAUACAACUACAAUACAGUUGUCUUACACGACAAUUAUUUUUUGUAUUAAAAGUUUUCUGAAAUGUUAUGUUUAAAUAUGCAAAUGAGGCCGUAUCUAAUGCUAACUGUUGGUGAAAUUUGUUGACAAACUGUAGUAAAAUAAACACUUAAUUGUGUAUUUAUUGGGCGUUUUCUUUCCACUAGUCUGAAAGAAGACAUGUUGAGGAAGCAAAUGAUCCCAAGUUAGCUUAUCAUCUUUUAUUUUGAAACUCUUAUCACUCAACAUCCGGCCUCGUCCUCGUUUAACGGCCCUGGCUUCCCCAUCUAAUGAUCCGUGGCUCGGGAUCCAUUGAGCAGCCUGGCCCGGGCCAACACGAAGCGAAAACGGGGAUCCGGGUCUGCCUUCCUUCCCUGUCAGACACCUUGAAACGAUCAUUGUCGUCUCCCAGACCACCAAAUCAGCAUUAACAGUUCGUUAAACGUGUAUCGAUGUAUCUGCUAGCUGCGGCCAUUGAUUGAAUGAGACGUUCGAGGACCGACAGACAAUCGGGCGCCAGGCUGGUCGUGAAGUGAGGGGUGACUGCAGCCUUGCGUCAAAGCCAGCUAGCUAAACCGUGUUGGUAGGACAAGUCAUCAGUAAAGACCGGUAGCCGCCACGUUAACUUACCUCGGUGGCUAGCCAGACGGUAGCAGGCGGGUUAUUUUCGGCACCGUAACGUUACACAUGCUUCGUUUUAGUCGCGUUGUGUAGCCGAACAUCUGUGCAAAAGGCUGUCAGCUGUUUCAUAAGACAUAACGUUACAGCUAAUCUUGACUCUGUGUUUUCUGGGGGAUUAGAAUCUAACCAGAAACCAAUUUAACCCACACGUUUUCAAGCAUAGGUUAAAUACUGGGACAUUUCUUGUAAUUGUGUAAGAUCUUGUUGAUUUUGAAGAGGGGCCUCAUAGCUGGCAUAUAUGAGGCCCAGUUGAAAAGAUGGACCUGAAUUUUUAUUCGGAUUUAACGGACGGCACCGGGCAGCACGACGGUGAUCCGGAGUUCUUGGAUCCGCAGUCUUUCAAUGGCUUUGACACUGACAACAAGUUCCCUGGAGGCAGUGACAACUACCUGACUAUUCCUGGGUCUGGUCACCCCUUCCUCUCUUCAGAGACGUUCCACACUCCCAGCCUCGGCGAUGAGGAGUUCGAGAUACCUCCCAUCUCUUUGGACCCAGACUCGGCCCUCACAGUGUCCGAUGUGGUGUCCCAUUUCGGGGAGCUGUCGGACACCGGCCCCUCCGACAGCGUGGUUGUGCCCGGCAACGCUGUGGUGGAAGGGGACGACCCCUCGUUCGCCUCGACUUUCGUCAACGCCCCCUCGCAGGGAUUGGAGCACCUGAGUCUGGGAGUCAUCAACCAGUCAGGAGGAAGUGCUUUGCUGGGGUCGUCACUGGGAAUGGAUCUCGGACAUCCCAUCGGCUCUCAGUUCAGCAGCUCGUCCCCGGUGACCAUCGACGUCCCGCUGGGUGACAUGAGCCAGGGCUUGCUGGGGUCCAACCAGCUUACCACUAUCGACCAGUCAGAGCUCAGCGCUCAACUGGGGCUCGGCUUGGGAGGCGGAAGCAUACUGCAACACGCCCAGUCGCCUGAACACCCUCUGUCAGCCACGGCGUCGCCAACCAGCUCGCUCCAGGAUGACGACAUGGACGACUUUAGACGGAGCGUCCUGGUUGAAUCUCCCGUCUCGCUCGCCGUCUCUCCCGGAGUCAUCUCCCUCGGUCCCUCUCUGUCCGACUCCCCGCUCUCUGCCCCCGCCUCCAGCCUCUCUUUAGCUGUUGGAAGGAAAGGGGGCGUGGGAGGAGGGAAGAAGGGGAAGAAGAAGAAAGACCCCAACGAGCCCCAGAAACCUGUGUCCGCCUACGCUUUGUUCUUCAGGGACACACAGGCAGCUAUUAAGGGCCAAAAUCCCAACGCCACGUUUGGAGAAGUUUCCAAGAUCGUGGCCUCCAUGUGGGACAGCCUGGGGGAAGAGCAGAAACAGGUUUACAAGAGGAAAAACGAAGCAGCGAAGAAAGACUACUUGAAGGCGCUGGCCGAGUACAGAGCCGGCCAGCUUUCUCAGGCUCCUAUUGAAGUCAUGGACACCGCCCCAUCACCACCAUCUCCAGCCCCGCCCCCCGCUGUUACAGCCACACCUGCCGCCACCCUAGCCGCUCGCGCCACCAGGUCACAGCAUUACAACCCCGAGGAGAACACCAUCACCAACAUCUGCACCUCCAACAUCAUCGUGGACCUGCCUCAGGUCACCACACGCUCCCGCACCGGCGCCAUUAAACCCCAACCUCCGCCUGUCACCGCCCCGCCGAACCCCCCCACUGUCACCAAGAUCAUCAUCAAGCAGACGCAGCUGCCCUCUGGCGCCGUGUCUGUCACGGCGACGCCGGCCUCCUCGCCGCGCCAGCCACCGCCGCUGCAGCAGAUGCAGAGCACCCCUCCUCCGCCUCGGCUGCAGCAGAUGGUGCACGCCCAGGCCCCUCCACCUCUGCAGGCCAAACCACGAGGUGCUGCCACAGCUCCGCCUCCGCUGCAGAUCAAGGUCGUCCCAUCGUCGCGGCAAUCGGACUCAAGCACGCCCAUCAUUGUGACGUCAGCCGGUGAAACGUGCAUGUCGAUGUCCGCCGGUCUGGCGGUGGAGAUGGAACAGUCGGGUGAUGUAGUGACGGGAGGAGAGGAAGUGGCAGAGGAAGGGAUGGAGGUUGAGGUGAAUGUUGCCCCCAUCCCGAGUGUGACUCCCACUGCCAGCCGAAACAUUUGUGUGCGCGCCGGCUGCAGCAACCCCGCUGUGGAGAGCAAAGACUGGGACAAGGAGUACUGCAGCAACGAGUGCGUCGCCACACACUGCAGAGACGUGUUCAUGGCCUGGUGUUCGAUCCGAGGGCAGAACUCCACCACCGUCACAUAGGGGAGGGACGCAUCCUGACGAAGGAGCGCUGCACUGAGAGAACAAGGGACAAAGGACAACACAUGAAAUGCAAAUGAAAAGAGAAAUGAAUGAAUGAUGAGGCUCGGGUAUUGGUACAAAAUGGUUUAUCAUGUCAUCUUGGUGACAGGAAGAGGAAGACAAGACGAGUCACGGAAAAGUAUUUAAAAAUUACUGCAGGAUACUUUUCUGUGAUCGACCCCCCCCACCCCCCGUCCAGCAGAGGAACACAGAUGAAUAAUAAUACAGAAGAAAACACAGACUGAAGACCCCCCCCCCCCCCCCCCGACUUUCCUUAUUGAUCAUCUAUUGUGAAUUUGACAUAUGGACUUGAUUGAUAAAAAAAGAAAUAGAACAUUUUAUGGUGUUUUUAAUUGUUUUGAAAAGAAAAAAGUGCAGGAAGAAGAUCAUGAUGAUGAAUUCAGUUCAUUUUUUAUUCAUUUCGUAAAUUCCACCUCAUCUGUGUAAAUGCUUUUCCCUUUACUGUUACAUUGAGGAUUUGGUUAGAAAUCUGAGCUUUUUUGUUUAAUUGUUCCUCAGUAAUGUGCGGGUGCUUUGGCGUUGAGGGGGUCGGUGACCACUUCAGAGAUUUAAUGUACAAACGAGCAACAAGUGGGCAAAGCACAAACAGUCUUAAAGGUCGUUUGGAGUCGAAGAGGAGGGUCAAAUGUUUGUAAGAAGACAUUUUGAGACUACCUGGAAAUGAAUCUGCCGCAGGCCAAAUGGCGUUUGUCAUCUUUUGGAAAAGGAUUUUAAAUUAAAACUUAAAACAGGUGCUAAAAUUCAGGAAAGAAAACGGCUCUAGCGUUCUCUGUACUCCUCUCCUGCUGAAAUACCACGCGACAUAAGAGCUUUUUAAAUGUGUGGUGCAUAUUUUCUUUUAUGAGGAAUAUUUGUAGUGAAAAUUGGUGUUUGAGAAUAAAAAAUAUAUAUAUAUAUAUAUAUAUAUAGGAAUGACAUAAAAGCACCAGCUCUGGAAAAACACUACAGUAAGAGUAAAGGGAAGACAGUAUAAAAGCUUUACUUUCUAACAUAACAACAGUUUACUUUCACAAAUUGCUUUCAGGUCUGUUGAGUAAUCAAGUGAAGGGGUGUUUGCUUCCAAAAAGAAAACCUGUUCCCAGUUAGAUGAAAUGAAGCAGCAGGUCAGUCGGGUUUAUUGUAGAUAUCCUGAAAAUGUUUUUAACGGUGAAAUAAAAUAUUUUAUGUUUUAAUAUA
Micropterus salmoides (largemouth bass) is the source of this 6652-nucleotide messenger RNA. RefSeq names its product TOX high mobility group box family member 4 b (gene tox4b). Gene Ontology annotation, cellular component: nucleus. NCBI's taxonomy places the organism in Eukaryota, Metazoa, Chordata, Actinopteri, Centrarchiformes, Centrarchidae. The record is from RefSeq and is a predicted model, not a curated record. Gene Ontology annotation, molecular function: chromatin DNA binding. Gene Ontology annotation, biological process: regulation of transcription by RNA polymerase II.